Molecule: messenger RNA, 1296 nt
Organism: Sinocyclocheilus anshuiensis
Lineage: Eukaryota; Metazoa; Chordata; Actinopteri; Cypriniformes; Cyprinidae
Gene: ascc1
Product: activating signal cointegrator 1 complex subunit 1
Exons: 10
Biological process (GO): DNA alkylation repair; regulation of DNA-templated transcription
Cellular component (GO): nucleus
Molecular function (GO): RNA binding
Source: RefSeq, a predicted model, not a curated record
GAAAGCGGAAGCGGAAGUCUUUCGUCCACAGUUUCCUGCAAACACAGCAGCUCAAAGCAGUUUGCGUGUGAUGGAGGUCUUGCGGCCGGUUCUCAUUAACAUCAAUGGCAGAAUUUACAGAAAAAAUCCAGUCCAGGAGGAAUGUUAUGAAGAAGAAGAGGAUGAUUAUCCGUCUUCGGGAGCAGCAGCUGAGCAGUGUCUGGACGAGCCGUGUGAUGCAUACAACAUCGAGCAGACAGACAGAGGCUUCCGCUGCGCCAUAGACGUGCCCAGUGUCCUUUACAAGUAUAUUAUCGGGAAGAAGGGAGAGACUCGUAAACGACUGGAAUCAGAGACUAAAACUUCCAUCAGCAUCCCAAAACAAGGCGUGGAAGGACAAAUCGUGAUCACAGGUGCACACAGAGCAGCCGUCGCCUCAGCUGUAACCCGCGUUGAGGUUUUGAUCGACAGCUUUCGGAGGAAGCAGCCGUUCACACACUUCCUGUCGUUUGCACUAAAUCAUCCUCAGGUGCAGCAGGGCUUCCUGCGCUUUCGAGAGCAGGUGCUGGAGCUCUGUGGACAGGACGCAGGCGUGGAUGAGAGUAUUUUCCAGAACCCAGCCAAACUGCAUCUGACCAUCGGCACUCUGGCCCUGCUGAACGAACAGGAAGUGACACGCGCGAGCGAGCUCCUGCAGCAGUGUCGGGACGCUAUCAGAGAUAUAACUGAAGCAAAACCACUUCCUGUGGAGGUCCGAGGAAUUGAAUAUAUGAAUGAUGACCCGUCGAUGGUGGACGUUCUCUAUGCCAAAGUCACGGUUCGAGAUGGAUCUGACAAGUAAGAUACAAUUCAUUACCUGUUAACUGUAAUAAACCUUGAUGUUUGUUUAGGAGAAAGAAAAAUCCAUUAAUCUGAUAGAAAAACAAUGCAAGUCUAUGUGAAGAUUCAUGGCACCAUCAUGAACACACUGUUCCGGAAAGAUCCGUCAGCGGAGGAUAAAGGAGCUUCAGCGAGACCCAACGCUAAAGAUCGAGAAGCUUUUAAUGCCAAAAACAUCUUACAGAUGUUCGGCGAGGUUUAUUUCGGCGCGUUUGAGCUGAAUUCGGUGCAGAUCUCUCAGAGAUUCUCCACUGACAGCACGGGAUACUAUUCCUCUGUGGGACGCGUCACAUUCUCUUGACGGGACACUAAAACACCGCUCUGGACUUUGCUGAUGAAUGCAUUCAAAUUCGCUGUUUUGAAAUUGGAUUAAGCAUUAAUAAUCCGUCAUGCAUUGUAAAUAUUAAUAUAAAUACCAUAAAGAGCAUUUUAAUGGAA